This is a messenger RNA of Dipodomys spectabilis (banner-tailed kangaroo rat), 1149 nucleotides long. RefSeq names its product LIM homeobox transcription factor 1 alpha (gene Lmx1a). The record is from RefSeq and is a predicted model, not a curated record. The transcript is spliced from 8 exons. NCBI's taxonomy places the organism in Eukaryota, Metazoa, Chordata, Mammalia, Rodentia, Heteromyidae. Gene Ontology annotation, molecular function: DNA-binding transcription factor activity, RNA polymerase II-specific; RNA polymerase II transcription regulatory region sequence-specific DNA binding. The coding region runs from base 1 to 1149 and encodes 382 amino acids. Gene Ontology annotation, biological process: neuron differentiation; regulation of transcription by RNA polymerase II. Gene Ontology annotation, cellular component: nucleus.
AUGCUGGACGGCCUGAAGAUGGAGGAGAACUUCCAAAGCGCCAUCGAAACCUCAGCCUCCUUCUCCUCAUUGCUGGGCAGAACAGUGAGCGCAAAGUCUGUCUGCGAGGGCUGUCAGCGGGUCAUCUCCGACCGGUUCCUACUUCGGCUCAACGACAGCUUCUGGCACGAACAGUGUGUGCAGUGUGCUUCCUGCAAGGAGCCCCUGGAGACCACCUGCUUCUACCGGGACAAAAAGCUCUACUGCAAGUAUGACUACGAGAAGCUCUUUGCUGUCAAAUGUGGAGGCUGCUUUGAGGUCAUCGCACCCAAUGAGUUUGUUAUGCGUGCUCAGAAGAGUGUCUACCACCUGAGCUGCUUCUGCUGCUGUGUUUGUGAGCGACAGCUUCAAAAGGGUGAUGAAUUUGUCCUGAAGGAGGGGCAGCUGCUCUGCAAAGGGGAUUAUGAAAAGGAACGGGAGCUUCUCAGCCUGGUGAGCCCAGCAGCUUCUGACUCGGGCAAAAGUGAUGAUGAAGAAAGUCUUUGCAAGUCAUCCCAUGGGGCAGGAAAAGGAGCCACGGAGGAUGGCAAGGAUCACAAGCGUCCUAAACGUCCCAGAACCAUCUUGACAACUCAGCAGAGGAGAGCAUUCAAGGCCUCAUUUGAGGUUUCUUCCAAGCCCUGCAGAAAGGUGAGGGAGACGCUGGCUGCAGAAACCGGGCUGAGUGUCCGUGUCGUCCAGGUGUGGUUCCAGAACCAGAGAGCUAAGAUGAAGAAGCUGGCCAGGCGGCAGCAGCAGCAGCAGCAAGACCAGCAGAACACCCAGAGGCUGAGUUCUGCCCAGACAAAUGGUGGCAGCAGUGCUGGGAUGGAAGGGAUCAUGAACCCCUACACAGCUCUGCCCACCCCACAGCAGCUGCUGGCCAUCGAGCAGAGUGUCUACAGUUCGGAUCCCUUCCGACAAGGGCUCACCCCACCCCAGAUGCCUGGAGAUCACAUGCACCCUUAUGGUGCGGAGCCCCUUUUCCAUGACCUGGAUAGUGAUGACACUUCCCUCAGUAACCUGGGUGACUGUUUCCUAGCAACCUCAGAAGCUGGUCCCCUGCAGUCCAGAGUGGGAAACCCUAUUGACCACCUGUACUCCAUGCAGAAUUCUUAUUUCACCUCUUGA